This is a messenger RNA of Effrenium voratum, 906 nucleotides long. NCBI's taxonomy places the organism in Eukaryota, Dinophyceae, Suessiales, Symbiodiniaceae. The record is from the annotation of a GenBank genome assembly.
AUGAGGAUUGACUGGAUCGACGACAUCAUUGCGCUGCUCGAUACGGGAUCGGUCGUGGAAGCGGCAGCGAUGCGCAAUGUUUCGCAAUCGGCGUUUUCGCGACGAAUCCAGACACUUGAGAUAUUGCUGGAUGUCACACUGAUCGACCGCCGGUCGAAGCCGAACCGGCCUGCGACCGCCUUGCGCAAUCACGAGGAGCAAUUGCGGCAGGCGGCGCGCCAGCAGCGCAGUCUGAUCAAGAAGAUCCAGACGGAGAGCCAGUCGGGUUCACGCCUGGUGGUUGUCGCCUGCCAGCACGCGAUCACCGCCUCGCUCGGCCCACAGAUCGUCAAGCUGAUUUCCGGCCUCGGCAAGGCACAUGUGCGUCUGCGGUCGGCCAACCUUGACGAAUGCGAGGCCUUGCUGCUCACCGGUCAGGCCGAUUUCUCGAUUACCUACAGUCUCGACUCUGACAAUUCCGACCACCGCGCCGCAAUGACGAUGGAGGCCUUCAUCGCAAACGAAAGGCUCAUCCCGGUUUACGGGACGCAGACCGUCAAAGAGAUGCUGUGGCGUUUUCACACCGGCAGUCUGGACGUGAUCGCCUAUCCCGCCGACGUGUUUCUGGGCAUUGUCGUUGAACGCCAAAUCUUCCCGCGCCUCGAACGUCAGUGCCGGCUCAACAUCGUCGCGGAGACGGCGCUGACAUUGGCCGCCAUGCAGAUGGCAUCCGCCGGCGUCGGCGUCGCCUGGGUUCCGGAGGCUCUCGCGCAGGCCGAUCUUCGAGACGAACGGCUGAGCGAUCUCAGCGGCCAGCUCGGCGGCCUGGAGAUGCAGAUCGUCGCGCGCAAGCGCGCCGAGGACGCGCCGGACUUGCACGCCCGCAUCUGGAACGCGCUUUCGCGCGCCGGCGCCGUCGUGCCGUAG